Messenger RNA from Notodromas monacha, 3165 nucleotides. Lineage: Eukaryota; Metazoa; Arthropoda; Ostracoda; Podocopida; Cyprididae. The record is from the annotation of a GenBank genome assembly.
AUGGUGUCUCCCGAUUCUCCUGGAAUGUAUUUGAAAUGUUGUGACAGAAACACGCGGAAAACUGUACCCGAAAUGGUGUCUCCCGAUUCUCCUGGAAUGAUCGGAGUGAUAGACAAUCAACCAGUAUGGGUGGAAGACCCUACACACGGCUUCGUGCUGGGAAAAAUAGUCGAUCUAGGAUCCAAGGAAGCUCGUGUUCAACUCAUCGGCUGCUCGAAGUUGUCCAACUGCCCGUAUGAUAGGAUUUUUCCCGCUGAAGACGGAGAUAAAGAUGUAGAAGAUAACUCCGACAAAGCGUUCAGAGAUAUGAAAGUCUUGUCUCAAUCGCAGUCUAUGAUAGUUUCUGGUGAAUCUGGGGCUGGAAAAACAGAAUCAACCAAAUAUAUUCUUCGAUAUUUAUGCGAAACCGGUGGAUACGCUGCUGGUCCAAUUGAACAGCGGAUUUUGGAUGGUUUGGCUUUCAGAACGAUGCAAACCGCUUGUGGGGAUGUGAUAAAUGUACCACUGAAACCUCGAGAAGCAGCCAGUGCGAGAGACGCCCUAGCAAAGUCCAUGUACUCUAGGCUGUUUGACAAUAUUGUAUCAAGAAUCAACGCGUCAAUCCCUUUCCAAACAUCUGCGUUUUACAUUGGCGUAUUGGAUAUAGCUGGCUUUGAGUUGGUAGAAGACAAGAUGGGGGUGAUAGAUCUUCUGAACGAAGAAGGGAAACUACCGAAACCCGACGCUUGCCACUUCACAGCCGCAGUUCACAAGAACCUUCAUGGCCAUUUCAGACUCGAAUUGCCAAGAUGCUCAAAAUUACGACAACAUCGCGAACUGCGGGAUGACGAGGGUUUCAUCAUUAGGCAUUUCGCUGGAGCAGUUUGCUACGAAACUGCUCAAUUCAUUGAGAAGAACAAUGACGCAUUGCAUAGUUCCUUGGAGGCUCUGGUUUGUGAAGCAAAAAAUCAUUUCUUGAAAUCCUUGUUUGAAACUGUUGAUCAACCAAAGCGAUCUGGAAAAUUAAACUACGUUUCUGUUGCGUCCAAGUUUCGUGGGCAGUUGAAUGAGCUGAUGGAGAAGCUUCAGUCAACAGGAACCAGCUUUAUAAGAUGCAUCAAACCAAACGGUAAAAUGGCACCCAAAGACUUUGAUGGAGGUGGAAUAUUGUCUCAGCUACAGUGCGCUGGAAUGGGGAGUGUUUUGAAACUCAUGCAACAGGGUUACCCCUCAAGAACUGGAUUCCAAAGUCUGCAUGAAAUGUACAAACAGUAUUUGCCUGGGAAGUUGGCACGUUUGGAUGCGCGUUUGUUCUGCAAAGCCUUGUUUAAGGCCCUUGGAUUAAACGAUACAGAUUUCAAGUUUGGUGUUUCCAAAGUGUUCUUUCGAGCCGGAAAGUUUGCAGAGUUUGAUCAGAUGCUGAAAUCUGAUCCUGAAAAUCUGGCUGCCUUGGUGGAUCGCGUGAAGCAGUGGCUGCUGAGAUCAAGGUGGAAGAAGGUUCAAUGGGGUGCUAUUAUGAAAUCGACCAAAAUCAACCUGGACCACAUGCAGAGAAUUGCGAGUGAGCUGAAAGCAAACAGAGAGAACUCUCUGAGCAUUGUUGCCAAUCUCGACAGGAAUCUCAUGGCUGCUAUCACGAAAAUCAAGACGGACGAUAAGAUCUUGAGGUCGACGAUAGAAGCUGAUUACGUGGAGAUUGUCACACGAGUCAACAAGGAGCUGAUAUUGCUGGACAAGAAAUUGGAGCAGCAAAAAACUGCCGAAGAACAGGAGAAGCUGCGUCGGAUACAAGAACAGAUGGAGGCUGAUAGGAAGCGGGAGGAAGAAGAAAAACUCCGAGUGGCGGAAGAAGCCACGAUGAAGCGGAAAAAAUCUCAAAUAGAAGUGCAAAGGCGGCUAGAGGAAGAAGAAGCGAGGCAAUUGGAAGCUCUGGCAGUCAAAGCUGAGGCUGAGAGAGAAACAAUCGCCGCCCGACAUCGGUUGAAUACGACUCAGUUUGCCUCCAUGAGCGUCGAAGAACGGUACCGUUUCCGAUAUCUUCUUCUAAGUAACCGGUCUGUCGUCAACCUUGUUCUCGCGGCUCUGGCCCUUGAACGGAACUCUAACCGUUCCCUUUACCCGCAGGAUGAAGAAGUUGCUGCUAAUCAGUGGGGCUCGGGAGCUGCGUCUCCGGUGAAAACAGAUCCGACCAAAUACGAUCUGACCAAGUGGAAGUACUCGGAUUUGAGGGACGCGAUCAACACGUCGUGUGACGUGGACCUUCUCGAGGCUUGCAGAGAAGAGUUUCAUAGGCGAUUGAAAGUGUACCACAGUUGGAAAGCGAAGAACAAGAAACGGAUCGAGGCCAUGGGGCAUCAACGAGCUCCGCAAUCCGUUCUGGAUUCAGCUAUGCGUGCCGCUGGGGCAAGUGGUUCAUCAGGAACAGUUAGUCGUGGUACAGGUAAGCAGAGGUACUUCAGGAUCCCGUUUGUUCGUCCUGUCGGUGACGAGGCAAGAGCCGAACUGGCAGCUGUAACUGGUGGCAGGAAGGGCUGGUGGUACGCCCACUUUGAUGGUCCCUACGUUGCCCGUCAGAUGGAGCUGCACGAUCACCGAUCACCUGUGCUGCUUCUAGCUGGAAAAGAUGACGUUCACAUGUGUGAAUUGACGUUGGAGGAAACCGGACUCACGAGGAAAAAAGGAGCGGAGAUUUUGGAGGAAGAAUUCGAAAAGGAAUGGAGGAAUCACGGAGGUCUUCCGUACACUCGACCUUCUGUGUUGCUGCUGGUGGCGGCGGUUGGGUUCAGGGUCAAGAAGGCGUCCCCCGCCGGAUCGCAUUCCGAUCGGCUUCCAAAUCACGUCUGCGGCGGUUCUUGGCAUUCCGCCUCAUCCCUGCUGGACUUGGUAGAAAGAAUCUCUUCAUACGAAGAACCUCAGCAUCAAACCCGAGCGACACGUCCACACGUGGGCGGAGCCACGGUGGAUGCAUGGGGUGAGGGGAACACGCCUGCCGAAGGCGGGCUCACGAGGCAAACGGCUAUGAAUCCGUGGCACACGGGCGGAGCCAUGCGGAAGCCACCUCCCACUUUCCUGGCUCAAAGCCGUCGACCUGCAGUCCCGCCGCGCUGUCGCCGCGUCACUCGGCUGAGAACAGGCGUUGCGCAAAUGUGUCUGAUAUGUGGUAGGAGAAACUUCCUUCCGGAAUAA